AUGGAUACUGGUUUCUCGCAACCAUAUAUGCAGGGGCCCGAAUUCCAGAAUCCUGCGGACUCCAGCGCACAUAUACCGUCUGAUUACGUUGACCUAGCGAUUCCAUUCGAUCCGGCCUCCCUCUUCCAUUUUGUCUCUUCUGGGCCGAAUGGGCAAUUUAUGGGCAUUUCUCAGUCGCCCAAUGCUUCCACUAGUGUCAACCUUGCUCAUGAUACGGGUUUAUCUACACAUUCAUAUGUCGAUCCUCUCACAUCACCUAGCACUCAUCCGAAUGUGAACGAUAGGUCCUCUGACCAGGUAUAUUCUACCAUCCCUCCAAUGGACAGUUCAAGUUUUGCGAACAUGAAUACGAAUACGAACACCACGCUUGAGGCAUUUCCUACAAUGCCUAUCCAUUCGGGAACCUUUGAAAACUUUACGCACGAGUGGUCUAAUUUCACACAGCCUCCAAUUGGCCUCCCAGCGGCGGUCGAUUCGGCGCCACGCCAUUCUUACCAUCCCAAUACAACUACACACUCUCCACCCCCUAUUCAGGACCCAGUGUUUGCACUACCAGUGAGAUAUCCAGAAGCUUCAGAAGAAAUACAACAGCAUCCCCCUCAACAUCCUUUUCCGCAUGGACAAGUUAUGAUGAAUGCAGGAGCCCAUUCUGCCACCCCGGAAGCGGUACCUCGACAAGCCCGUAAUUUGCAGUCAUUUCCUCAUUCCGGUGCCCCGGCUCAUAAUUCUCAUCAGAGGCGAAUUCACCGUACAAACCCCCUUGGCCCUGCUCCAUCAGCAAUAUCCUCUCACCACAGGGCCAGGUCUAACGGCCAUUCUUCACGGGGACGACCACGGCCCACAACCACGAGCUCUCCUGCAAAUUAUUCACAAGUUUCAUCCGCCCAGUCAUCAACUCACAAUCAGAGAAACCACCCCUCCAACAACGCCACUCACCAUUCCUCAUCUACGACAAUACCAACAGGCCGGCCACCCACACAACAUCAUCAAGUAUCCGCACAAGUCUCCGAACGCGAGCAAGUGCAAGAGUUGUUACGGAAUAUGCAUGCCAGCGAAGUCCGGGCUAUAUACGAUGCCACCGUGGCUCGUAGCCAGCGGAUAGACCCCUCCUACUUUAUUUCCGCCGUCAGUAAAAAGAUACUUGACUCCCCACGGGAAUGCCGUCCUGAGCCCAAAGAAACAGGAGAGUUAACCAUCAAUAUGGAAUGUAAAGUCUGCAUGACCCAGCUCGUAGACACCGUGUUGCUGCCCUGUGGUCACGCAAUUCUCUGCCAAUGGUGCGCAGACAAGCUCAUCCCUUCCUCAAAUGGGUAUCCAAAGGGGAAGGCAGCUUGUCCUAUGUGCCGCGAUCCUAUAAAGCAAAAGGUACGCAUAUUCACUGGAUAG
Messenger RNA from Aspergillus puulaauensis, 1386 nucleotides. Its product is annotated as C3HC4 finger protein. Gene Ontology annotation, biological process: protein ubiquitination; ubiquitin-dependent protein catabolic process. Bases 1 to 1386 code for a protein of 461 amino acids. NCBI's taxonomy places the organism in Eukaryota, Fungi, Ascomycota, Eurotiomycetes, Eurotiales, Aspergillaceae. Gene Ontology annotation, molecular function: ubiquitin protein ligase activity. The transcript has a single exon. The record is from RefSeq and is a predicted model, not a curated record.